CUCAGUUUGACGAGAACAGUCCCAACGACACGAACGAACGGAUUAUAGAACGAGACAUUCCGGAAUUAUUUAACUCCACGAGAAAACCUACCAAAAAUCCAGCAAAAUGAAUUGCCUAUCAGCGACGUUCAAGUACCUGCUGUACUUCCUUAAUUUGAUCUUUGUGGUCGGCGGCAUAUUGCUCAUCGUGGUGGGCUCCAUCAUGCUCUCCACGAUGGGCAACUUUGCGGCCUUUGAGGGUGCCGUGAACACGCAGACCAUUCCGAUCAUCAUCAUAACCAUUGGCUGUGUGACGUUCCUGGUGGCCUUCUUCGGCUGCUGCGGCACCAUCAGGGAGAAUGCCUGCUGCACGACAAUUUAUGCCAUUUGUAUGCUCAUUCUGUUUGCCCUGCAAUUGGCCUUGUCCAUCUGGAUCUUUGCGGCAAAUGACAAAUUCCUGGACAAGAUGAGCACCGUGGUAAACACCGCCUGGAAUGAGAACAAUGCCGCACAGGGUUAUCCCAUGGAUGCACUCCAAUUGGCUUUCAAAUGCUGUGGCAACACUGGCUACGAGCAGUACGGCAACGCCGUGCCCGCCUCCUGCUGCGGCUACAAGGAUCGCUAUCAGGUGUGCGAGGCUGCCAUUUACACGCAGCGUGUGGGCUGCAACAGCGAAUUUGUUGACUUCUGGGCCUCCAAUACGGACCUCAUACGCUGGAGCAGUUUGAUCAUUGCGCUCUUCGAGCUGGGCAUCUUCAUUGUGUCCUGCUGUCUGGCCAGUGCCAUGAGGAAGCGUUGAUCGAGCAUCCGCUAGCAUCAUCCCAUUAGCUGUAGUUCAUCCAUCCAGUUCUGCCAUCAAUAAAUCAAAAUAGGUUAAGCUCAAUCAAGUA
Drosophila subobscura is the source of this 869-nucleotide messenger RNA. RefSeq names its product 23 kDa integral membrane protein-like. The transcript is spliced from 3 exons. Gene Ontology annotation, cellular component: membrane. Bases 107 to 778 code for a protein of 223 amino acids. The record is from RefSeq and is a predicted model, not a curated record. NCBI's taxonomy places the organism in Eukaryota, Metazoa, Arthropoda, Insecta, Diptera, Drosophilidae.